Messenger RNA from Mugil cephalus (flathead mullet), 1806 nucleotides. RefSeq names its product leucine rich repeat containing 69 (gene lrrc69). The record is from RefSeq and is a predicted model, not a curated record. NCBI's taxonomy places the organism in Eukaryota, Metazoa, Chordata, Actinopteri, Mugiliformes, Mugilidae. The transcript is spliced from 8 exons. The coding region runs from base 364 to 1416 and encodes 350 amino acids. Gene Ontology annotation, molecular function: protein binding.
AUCCAAGGCAAGUAUGUCAUAUAGUGAAAUGGUGAAAACGUUAUUGUCAUAGGGCACUUGAAGGGAGUAAUACAAGGAUUGUGUGCAGAGAGAAGCAGCUCAUAGUGGCACACUUCUGUUAUUACGGUGCACGUUUUUCAUUUAGUUUGCACACUAGACACACAAGAAAUAUUUCUUUAAAUUUAACAUUUUAUUCUAUUACUAUUUUCAUCUACUAUAGUUAUACCUGAUCUAAAAACAAAGCUACAACAUAUCCAUUAUUUAUCUCUUCUUGCUGUACUCAGUUCUGACCACUAGAGGCCGCCACCUGCGCUCAGCAUAUCUGGUCGUCAUGGAAACUCAGAGAGCGCACUUGUUUAGCAAAUGGCUAAAUCAGAGUUACUGGUCACAGACUCAGUAGUUAGGGCUUUAUAUGGCGGUGGGACUUCUUUAACUUUAAGUUCUAAGAAAUUAAAAGAUGUCCCCAAGUGUGUUUCCAGACUGACAAACCUGUCAGUCCUCCUGUUGAACAACAACUCCAUCAGCGGCCUCCCCGCCGAGCUGCUCUCCCUACAGCGACUGGCUGAACUGAAUUUGGGGAAUAAUGCUCUGAAGGAGGUCCCCGCUGUUCUGGGCCAUCUGGAGUCCUUGAAGAAGCUGUACCUGUUCAGCAACCAAAUUACUGUGGUGCCACCUGAUGUGAUAGGUGGCUUAUCUAACCUCGUUGUCCUCAAUCUGAACCACAACCAGAUCCAAAUACUUCCUCCAGAGAUUAAAAACUUGAGUAAACUUCAACAUCUCAGUGUGAUGGACAAUAAACUGGAGGAAGUUCCUGUUGAGCUUGGUCAUCUCACAAGGCUGUCUGAGAUAAACCUGACUUCCAAUAAGCUGUCUUGGCUUCCUCAUCAGUUGUGCCAGUGUAAAGAACUGACAAAGUUGUACGCAGCCAGAAACAAUCUGACCAGCCUGCCAGAGGGAAUUGCAGCAUUGACUAAACUUCAAGCGCUGGAUGUGGCUGGGAACAAGCUCUCCAUGUUCCCUGUUGAGUUUCACCGGCUGCCCUUGAAGGAGCUUUACUGCGAAGGCAACAGGUUUGUGCAGUGUGAGCCGAUGGCAGCAGUGCAGAACGCUGAAGUACUCACGUUAAAGGAACUGGUUGCCAGGUUUGUUUUGCAGGAGGACAGGAACAAGUUCUCCCUGAUCCACAUGAUGCUUCCCUACUACCCAGACCUGGCGAGCAUGUUGGCCAACAGCAGCUGUUGCGCUGUCUGCCUGGGUCCCUUCCUCACCACCUGGCUGGAGUGUGUGCAUUUCAUCCGUCUGAAGAAGGAAAUCAAAAUGAAGAGUUUGCUGACUAUUCCAGUGCGGGCGCUUCUUUGUUCAUACAAGUGCUUUAAUGCCGAGGGACACUCCUACUAUGGUGUUGGUACCAGAUAAAGUUCAAUAAAAGGUACAAGUCAUGAUCUCAAUCUCAACUAUUUCAUGUUUCUUAAAGUUAAAACUGUGGCUGCAGAUCAGCUCAUGGGUUUAUUUAUUAUCGUAUUUUUACAUCACUCUAUCGGCACUUACUCAUUACUUCUUCCAUCACUGUUCAUUUUCCAGGGUUAAAGUAACAUUUUGAGGGCUUUGUCUUACACAUGUUUUAUAAAGUUUAGCCACUGGGUGGCAGCAAAUGAACACAGUAAUUUGUACAACUGGUGGGACCCUGUUUCAGAGCUUAACACAUGUCGCAAAAGAUGUAUAAAUGAAUAUAGAGAGAAUGUAUGGGAACAAAUAUUGCCCCAACUUUUGUAUGUCCCAGUGCAUAAAAACUUAUAGUUUACUAUU